AACGCCCGCCACACGCUGCCCCCGGACCUCGGCGCCGCCCCAAUGGCGACUCUCUCCGCUCCCUUGCUCCGUUCUCUCCUCCCUAUACGCUCCUCGCCGCGCCGCUUUCCGGCCGCCGCCUUCUCGCACAGGUUCCGUCCACUCGAAUCCCUCUUCUCCUCUAGGCCCUCGCACACCGUCGUCCGCUCCUCCUCCACCGCGUCACCGGAAGCGGCCGUGGCAACGGGAGAGGUAGCACAAAGUGAAGCUGUCGAGGAGGAGGCGCGGGUCGUGCUCCCCACCAACGAGUCCUCCGAGAACCUACUCCGCAUCCGCCACACCUGUGCCCAUGUCAUGGCCAUGGCCGUCCAGAAGCUGUUUCCCAACUCCAAAGUGACCAUAGGACCCUGGAUAGAAAAUGGCUUCUACUACGACUUCGACAUGGAGCCCCUGACAGAUAAGGACCUCAAGAAGAUCAAGAAGGAGAUGGACCGGAUCAUCCGGAAGAACCUCCCACUGGUGAGGGAGGAGGUGAGCAGGGAAGAGGCUCAAAAGAGGAUCGAAGCGCUUAAUGAGCCAUAUAAGCUGGAGAUUUUGGAGAGAAUCAAGGAAGAACCCAUCACAAUUUAUCACAUUGGAGAAGAGUGGUGGGAUCUGUGUGCUGGCCCUCAUGUUGAGACUACUGGCAAAAUACAAAGGAAGGCUGUUGAGCUUGAGUCUGUCGCUGGUGCUUACUGGAAAGGCGAUGAGAAAAAUCAGAUGCUACAAAGAAUAUAUGGGACUGCGUGGGAGAGUGAAGAUCAACUGAAGGCUUACAUCCACUUCAAGGAGGAGGCCAAGCGCAGAGAUCAUCGGCGACUAGGUCAGGACCUUGAUCUAUUCUCUAUAGAGGAAGAUGCUGGUGGGGGUUUAGUAUUCUGGCACCCGAAAGGUGCUAUUAUCAGGCACGUCUUAGAAGAUUCGUGGAAACAAAUCCACCUGCAACGUGGUUAUGAUCUACUGUACACGCCACAUGUUGCGAAGGCUGAUCUCUGGAAGAUUAGUGGACAUAUAGAUUUCUACAAAGAGAACAUGUACAACCAAAUGGAUGUAGAAGAUGAGCCAUAUCAACUUCGGCCCAUGAAUUGCCCUUACCACAUCUUGGUAUACAAGAGAAAGCUACACUCAUAUAGGGAUCUACCCAUCAGAGUGGCAGAGCUUGGAACUGUCUACAGAUAUGAGCUCUCUGGUGCUCUGCAUGGGCUGUUCCGUGUAAGAGGGUUUACACAGGAUGAUGCCCACAUAUUUUGUCUCGAGGACCAGAUAAAAGAUGAAAUUAGAGGGGUUCUUGAUUUAACUGAAGAAAUACUGGGGCAGUUUGGCUUCCGGCGUUACGAGGUAAACCUUUCAACCAGGCCAGAAAAAUCUGUUGGCAGUGAUGACAUAUGGGAAAAGGCAACAAUUGCUCUGAAAGAUGCGCUAGAUGACAAAGGUUGGGGGUACACGGUUGAUGAAGGGGGAGGUGCUUUUUAUGGUCCAAAAAUCGAUCUUAAGAUUGAGGAUGCUCUUGGAAGAAAAUGGCAAUGUUCUACUGUGCAGGUUGAUUUCAAUUUGCCUGAACGGUUUGACAUCACUUAUGUCGACUCAAAUAGUGAGAAGAAGCGACCUAUCAUGAUUCAUAGAGCUGUCCUUGGGUCUUUGGAGCGCUUUUUUGGUAUCCUAAUUGAAAAUUACGCUGGUGACUUUCCACUUUGGCUUGCUCCAACCCAAGCCCGUAUUCUACCUGUGACAAACAAUGAGCUGCAAUACUGCCAGGAGGUGGCUUCAGAGCUGAAAUCAAGAGGCAUCCGUGCUGAGGUAUGCCAUGGUGAGCGCCUGCCAAAGUUAAUCAGGAACGCCGAGACACAGAAGGUGCCGCUUAUGGCGGUUGUCGGUCCUAAGGAAGUCGAAGCCAGGACACUCACCAUCAGGUCCAGGCAUAGCGGGGAGAUGGGCACCAUGCCCGUCGACGACUUCAUCAGCAAAGUCCAAUCCGCUAUCGCCGACAAAUCUUCCUUGUAGAUGCUGCCAUUCGUACUGUAGAGCAAUAGAUCUUCUGCACAUACUCCAUACUCCGCCCACCGGUGCUUCGGAUGAAGCUUAGCAACUGAAGUCUGCAGGAGAAGAUCCAACAGUUUUUUGC
Messenger RNA from Lolium rigidum, 2140 nucleotides. RefSeq names its product threonine--tRNA ligase, chloroplastic/mitochondrial 2. Bases 43 to 2019 code for a protein of 658 amino acids. Lineage: Eukaryota; Viridiplantae; Streptophyta; Magnoliopsida; Poales; Poaceae. The transcript has 8 exons. Gene Ontology annotation, molecular function: ATP binding; threonine-tRNA ligase activity. Gene Ontology annotation, cellular component: cytoplasm; chloroplast stroma; mitochondrion. Gene Ontology annotation, biological process: threonyl-tRNA aminoacylation. The record is from RefSeq and is a predicted model, not a curated record.